AUGGUUGACCGGCCCAACAAACCCACCGCCCUGGCCACCACGCCCGGCCUCCCGCCCCAGGCCACCGUCUCCAUCACCCACGGCAACUCGCGCGUCGAGGCAACCCUGCCCACUGGCGAGUCCGUCGAGAUCCUCCUCCACGGCGCCACCGUGAUCUCCUGGAAGUCCGCUACCGGCGCCGACCGCCUCUGGCUCUCCUCCUCCUCCGUCCUCGACGGCUCCCGCCCCGUCCGCGGCGGCAUUCCCCUCGUCUUCCCCGUCUUCGGCGCCCCCUCAGACGCUCACCCGCCCACCGCCUCCCUCUCCCAGCAUGGCUUCGCCCGCAGCUCGCGCUGGGAGUUCCUCGGCAAGUCUACGAGCGAAGGCUCCGCCGGCUCCGAGUCCUCCGUCAAGCUCGACUUCGGCCUGUCGUCGGCCAACCUCGACGAAGAGACCAAGGCCAAGUGGGGGUACAAGUUCGGCGCCAUCUACAGCGUCUCGCUCGACCGCGACACGCUGUCUACCUCCAUGGUCAUCACGAACGAGGGUGACGAGGCGUUUGACUGCCAAACCCUGAUGCACACCUACCUGCGCGUCAAUGACAUCACAAAAGUCACAGUUCAGGGCCUCGACGGUGCCCCCUACAUCGACAAGGUUGACGCUUGUGCCGCCAAGACGCAAUCCGGCGACGUCACCAUCACCUCCGAGACGGACCGCAUCUACACGCCCACUGGCGGCCCCAAGGCCCCCGUCGUCGUCCUGGAGGACGGCGAGCCCCUCUACUCUAUCGUCCGCGACAAUCUUGACGACGUCGUUGUCUGGAACCCCUGGGUCGAGAAGGCCGCCAGCAUCGGUGACUUCUCCCCGGACGACGGCUACAAGAACAUGAUCUGCGUCGAACCCGGUGCCGUCAAGGGCUGGCAGAAGCUCGAGCCCGGCGAUGCGUUUGAGGGUGCGCAGGUCAUCUCGGUGAAUUGA
Molecule: messenger RNA, 957 nt
Organism: Colletotrichum graminicola M1.001
Lineage: Eukaryota; Fungi; Ascomycota; Sordariomycetes; Glomerellales; Glomerellaceae
Product: aldose 1-epimerase
Exons: 2
Coding region: 1-957 (318 amino acids)
Biological process (GO): carbohydrate metabolic process
Molecular function (GO): isomerase activity; carbohydrate binding
Source: RefSeq, a predicted model, not a curated record